Messenger RNA from Mesorhabditis spiculigera, 1674 nucleotides. The record is from the annotation of a GenBank genome assembly. Lineage: Eukaryota; Metazoa; Nematoda; Chromadorea; Rhabditida; Rhabditidae.
AUGGUCCGUCCAUGGAUCCAGGACUCGUCUGAUGACCCUGGCCAUUCUGUUCGACGGCUGAGGGCUCGAUAUUUGCAACAAGUACAGAAUGCGGUGCCCGCGAGAUUGAGGGGGACGCCCGCUGCAGGCUACUCCGAGCCUGCCGUCGUUGCCGGAAGAAUGCCGAGAGGGAGUGAAGAUUCUGAUAAUGAACGCCGCUCCUCGUGGCAACCAUCGGGAGUGGUGUCACGGGUCCAGCCGACCAUCAGCCCCCUGCCGGAUCGAUCACACAGAUCGCCAUCCCCUCCGAAAACCCUCUACCCACCCGGUAGCACCGACCGGAUUGCCAGUGAGUCGAAGCUGGCUGAUCGGCCGCCAGAGCGAGUAUUCCGUCUACGAAAAUCGGCCUCUACCCCAGCUUUAAUUGCUGUCAACGUUGGCACUGACGCUCCUGAGAAGAAGCCGGACCCCACCCACGAAUACCCGGAACGGUUGAUGAGCCCACCGCCAAACCGGGAACCCAAAGGAAUUUUGAAGCAGUCCUAUUCCCAUUUGAAGCCCACCGAAGCUAUCAGGAGGAGAUGCGCGAGGGUCACCAGAUUGCGCUGCUGUUUUUGGCCUCACGAACAGCCCAGGCGGAUGCCGGUUGAGAAUGGACAUGAGCCAAGAAUGGAGGAGCGACCCAGGCCCGGAUCGGCAUUUCAAGAAUUGCCGGAGGAGGAGCGGGUGCGGAUAAUGCAAGAGAAUUUGCAAAAGCACCGGAUGCAAGGGCCGAGGCCACAGCAGCCAGCACCGAAGCCGCCGACGAGUUCUUUUAAUGGGCCAUUUUUCAAGCUGGAGGAGGUGCCAUCGAGAAGCCGACCUCAAUCGGCUGCCCCACCGCUUGGCUCUGGUGACAGAAAUGAGGGAGAGCAUCGAAGGCGUGAUGAGCAGAGUUAUCGUCAACAAUUUGAAUAUAGCUACGAGCAAUCCUCCCAACAACUCCAGAAAAUGCGUCAAAUGUCCGCCUCUGAAGCCGAGCUACACCAUCACAACGACCCACAUGCAAAAGAAUUGGAAAAAGAGGCCAUGCGCAAAAAGGAGGAGCGUUUUCAACGAGAUCUCGAGAAGCAGGUCUAUGCUAUGGAAGUGCAACAACACCGACUUUUUGAACAGCAACAAUCCGCUCAUACCUCCUCUGCCAAUUAUCCUCCUCAUCCUCAUCAUCCGUACCCAGCGUACCCUCCUCAAGAAAUUUCCUAUGAUCAGCAGCGAUAUGCCCCGCCAAUACCCUCCCAACAACAAUACACUGCUCCGUUGUCGCCGGCUCGAGAGGUGUCCUAUACGCAGCCGCAUACAGCUCACGACCCAGGACCGCCACCUCCUGCUCAAGUCCGUUUCGAGACUCGACCACUGAGCGCGAUGAGUGAAGGCCAGGAUCCGACUCCACAUGUCCCAACCUGGAAGCGGACCUACAUUGUCGACAAACCUCACAUCGAGGCCAAGAACGAGAUCUUGACUGGAGACGAGAUUUUGGAGAAGGACCUCCAGGAUGUUGAGAUCGAUAUCUUGGAAGGACCACCCCCCUCUCCAGACGAUGCUGGAUACCAAUGGGAACCUGUCGUCUACGAUCCAACCCUCAAGAAAGAGCAACAAAGAACUCUACACCCCAACACUUCCCUCCACACCCUAACCGUGGACACGGCACGGGACCCC